AUGAAGGGUGUUGUUAGGUUUGAGACUUCACCAAUACUCUCCAAACGUGAAGUGAAUUGGAGUGAACGUUUUUCAAGUGUUGAUACUAGUGAAAGUGUUGUUGCUCCUACAUGCAAAUGUGGCAAAAAGUGCAUCUUAUUAAUUUCAAAGACAUCUAAGAACCCUAAUACACAAAUCUUUAGGUGCCCCUAUUUUAAGCAACACAAUAGACCACAUUGUAACUACUUCAUGCAGAAGGAUAAAUUUAUUGAGUCACAAACUACAAUGGUUGGGUUGCAAUCAAAAGCUCCAAUGGUUGAGUUGCUUGAAGCUAAGAUUAAUCAAAUGGAAAAAGAUGUGAAAGAUAUGAAGAUUAAGAUAGAGAAUGAUAUAGAAGCUAAAAUUAUUCAAUUGGGGAGAGAUAUAGAAGUUAAAAUUAAUCAAUUUGAGAGGGAUAUAGAAAUGGCUAAAACUCAAAUAAUUGAAAUGCAAGUGAGAAUGGAAGAAGGGAAAAAUUGGAAACGAUGUGUAAAAGCUGUAGGGGUUGUGAUUGUGAUUUGGUUAUAUCCUUUUGUGUUUGGCAGUAGAAAAAGAUUGUGUAAGUAA
Messenger RNA from Lathyrus oleraceus (garden pea), 585 nucleotides. RefSeq lists its product as uncharacterized. The record is from RefSeq and is a predicted model, not a curated record. The transcript has 2 exons. NCBI's taxonomy places the organism in Eukaryota, Viridiplantae, Streptophyta, Magnoliopsida, Fabales, Fabaceae. The coding region runs from base 1 to 585 and encodes 194 amino acids.